UUGAUAUAGGUCGUCCCGACGACCCAAAAUUCCCUAAAAUAAAAAUAUAAAGUAUUUUCUAUAUAUAAUGUUGUAUUGACUCACUUGUUGACGAAACCAUUUGUGAAUCAAACACACACAAACAAAAAAAUCAAUAUACAUCAUUUAUAUCGACAUGUCGGUCGUCUUUUCAAGUUUUCUUUUGUUCUUCACCAUUAUCAUAAAGUCGGCCGAUUCAUCAGCUCUUCACAAAGAUGAAUUAAAAGCGCUUGGAGAGAUAGCUAAUACACUUGGUAUCAAGACACUGAACCUACGGAACGGAGAUCCUUGCCAUUUAGGAAUCCUUAAGUUUGAUGAUGCUCAGAAUCCGGAGGGCACGAACAGCAUUAUUUGUGACUGUACCUUCAACGACAGCACGACAUGCCAUAUUACAGAGUUGAAACUCAAGACCCUCAGUCUUCCUGGAAAACUUCCACCUGAGUUAGUCAAACUUCAGUAUCUGCAAUCUAUAGAUUUUUGCAGAAAUUACCUUUCAGGAACAAUCCCAAUGGAGUGGGCUUCUUUGCCAUACUUUUCUUCCAUGUCGCUCUGCGCGAAUCAUUUGACUGGGCCUUUACCAGCUGGUUUACAAAACUUUAAGAGUCUGACGUUCCUAGGAAUUGAAGCCAACCAGUUCUCUGGUCCAAUUCCUGAUGAGCUUGGUAGUAUGACCAACCUAACAAAACUGCAUCUUGCAUCCAAUCAAUUUAAUGGAAGCUUGCCAAUCACUCUAGCUAGACUGGUGAACCUUAAGGAUUUUAGGGUAAGUGAUAAUAACUUCAGUGGUACCAUCCCUGCAUAUAUUGGCAACUGGUUUGGGGUUCAAAGGCUCAGACAUAUACAUGCAAGUGGACUGAAAGGGCCUAUUCCUGAAGCAGUUGCCCGGUUAAAAAAUCUUAAUGAACUGAGAAUUAGUGAUACGACUGGGAUAAACGUAUUUCCAAUUCUAUCCAGCGGAGCCAUCCAAACCCUGACUUUGAGGAAUGUGGGUUUGUCUGGUCCAAUUCCAUCUUACAUCUGGAGUAUGCCAAACCUAAAGAAUCUUGAUCUAUCUUUUAACAAGUUGACUGGUGGAGUUCAAGAACUAGAAAAAGCACCCGCAAAUACCUAUUUGACUGGAAACAUGCUUUCGGGAAACGUUGGAUCUGCUCUGUCAAUCUACGAAGAAGCCAAUAUUGAUAUCUCUUACAACAAUUUCUCAUGGUCUUCUACCUGCAAGGACAAAAGUAACAUUAACACAUUCCGGAGCUCAUAUUUGAAGAACAAUUUAAUUGGACUUCUUCCGUGCGCUGGUCCAAUGAACUGCAAGAGAUUUGUAGAUCAGCGCUCACUACAUAUAAAUUGUGGUGGAGAAAGUACAACGGUUACAAACACUUCGGGUAAAAUCACUUAUGAAGCUGAUAACAGUGAAACAAAAUCCGUGACAAAUCAACACUUUCAAAACUGGGGAAUCAGUAACACAGGUCUGUUGUCGAAUGACAUAUACACCAUUUCCACUAGUUUAACUCUACCUGGAGGCUCCCCUGAUUUUUAUAAGACUGCACGUCGAUCUGCUAUUUCUCUGGUUUACUAUGCGUUUUGUUUGGAAAAUGGAGCCUACAAUGUGAAACUCCAUUUUAUGGAGAUUCAGUUUACAGACGAAAAACUAUACAGUCGUCUAGGCAGACGCAUAUUUGACGUCUAUAUUCAGGGAGAAUUGUUUUUAAGGGAUUUUAACAUAAAAGAGGAGGCUAAUGGAACUCUAAAACCUGUUGUGAAAGAAGUGAGCUUGAACGUGACCGACCAUGUGUUAGAGAUUCAGUUAUAUUGGGCAGGGAAAGGGACAACUCUCAUUCCCGAAAGAGGAAAUUAUGGUCCUCUUAUAUCUGCAAUCUCUUUGUGUCACAGUAGCCGGGAGCCACAAUGUGGAGCGGAGAUAACAAAGCACCACACUAAGAAUACACUAAUUUUUGGGGUAACGGGUGCCGUUGUAGCAAUUACUAUCUUGGCUUUUGGGUUAUAUGCUUUGAAAAGAUGUAGAGGAGACAAGAACACGACAGAAAGAGUAGAUCUGAAAGCCCAAGGUUUGCAAACUGUUUGCUUUACGUGGAGACAAUUACAAACUGCAACAAACAAUUUUGAUCAAGCCAACAAACUUGGAGAAGGAGGUUUUGGAACCGUAUUCAAAGGAGAGCUGUCGGAUGGAACUAUCAUAGCAGUCAAACAGCUUUCUUCUAACUCAUGCCAAGGAAACCGUGAAUUUGUGAAUGAGAUAGGAAUGAUCUCAGGGUUGAACCAUCCAAACCUUGUCAAGCUUUAUGGAUGUUGUGUCGAGAAGAAUCAAUUGCUACUCGUGUAUGAAUACAUGGAAAACAAUUCUCUUGCGCUUGCGUUGUAUGGAAAUAACUCUCAGACAUUGGACUGGGAAACAAGACAAAAGAUAUGUGUUGGAAUCGCAAGAGGGCUCGAAUUCCUUCAUGAAGGAUCAAUGAUCAGAAUGGUUCACCGUGACAUAAAAACCACAAAUGUCCUUCUAGACGCAGACCUAAAUGCAAAGAUAUCUGACUUUGGAUUGGCUAGGCUCCAUGAAGAAGAACACAGUCACAUUAGCACCAAAAUUGCAGGAACCAUUGGAUAUAUGGCUCCGGAAUAUGCACUAUGGGGUCAAUUAACAGAGAAAGCAGACGUGUACAGUUUCGGGGUUGUGGCAAUGGAAAUUGUUAGUGGGAAGAGUAAUGUUAAACCGCAGGGAAAUGAUGAUCAUGUCUCGCUUAUCAAUUGGGCGCUGGCUCUACACCAGACAGGAGACGCAAUGGAGGUUGUAGAUCCAGUGCUCCAAGGUGAUUUCAACAGUAAAGAAGCAGUAAGGAUGAUCAAAGUUGCUCUUGUCUGCACAAAUUCAUCACCUGCCUUAAGACCAACUAUGUUAGAGGCCGUGCAAAUGCUCGAGGGAGAGAUGGAAAUAACACCGGUAAUGUCAGAUCACGGUUUAUAUGAACACAACUUGAGCAUCUCAAAGAUGAGGGUCACUACUACAAUUGGUAGCUCGAGCACGUCAGGCGUGACAAAUCAAACAGCAACCACAAUGAAAUCUGAUGCUUCUGGUUGUGAUCUCUAUCCACUAUACCCUGAAUCCAUGAUCCUGAACUCCACAUCAGAUCUUUCUUCCUCAUCACUAUAAUGUCAAAAGCUAUGCACAUUGCCUUAUCUUUAAGAGAGAAAAAAGCUUGUGGAGUUUUCUUAUUUAUCAUAUCAUUAAAGCUGUCUACAGCUUUACUAUACUAGCUCAAUUAAAAUCGAUCCAAAACCAUUGGUAUUUUUAUGACUA
Messenger RNA from Brassica napus (rape), 3325 nucleotides. RefSeq names its product probable LRR receptor-like serine/threonine-protein kinase At1g29720. The record is from RefSeq and is a predicted model, not a curated record. Gene Ontology annotation, biological process: protein phosphorylation. Gene Ontology annotation, molecular function: protein kinase activity; protein binding; ATP binding. Bases 155 to 3178 code for a protein of 1007 amino acids. The transcript has 25 exons. NCBI's taxonomy places the organism in Eukaryota, Viridiplantae, Streptophyta, Magnoliopsida, Brassicales, Brassicaceae.